GAUUGCGCCAUAACCUCGAGUAAAUCCCAGGUUGUGUUGACAGAAGUCAGUUAACAGUAACAGGAAGGUCGUUGCAGUGCAGUAUGGAUCGUCGGAAGUUAACGCGAAGCAGAAUUUGUGUGCGUGCUUUGAUGCAAUAUAUGUCAUGUAUGAUUUUUGGCUUUACGUUUAGGUCAGUUAUAAGUUGACUUCUUUCUGCGUAAUAUAGCCGCGCUGUUUUCCAGUUUGUGUGUAAUUGAGAUGGAAUUCGUUAUUGGAGGGACAGCAGCGAUCGGAGCAGGUUUCUUUACGAAUCCUUUAGAAGUCGUAAAGACACGUCUUCAACUUCAGGGAGAAUUAAAAGCUCGUGGACUGUAUGCAGUACAUUAUAGAAAUUUCUUCCACGCUUUUUACGCGGUAGCGAAGUCUGACGGCAUCCUGGCGCUCCAAAAAGGUUUAGUGCCUGCUUUGUGGUAUCAGUUGUUCCUCAAUGGAGUUCGUUUAGGAACGUAUCAGUUUGCAGAAGAACGCGGGUGGACUCUGGUAUCCGGGCGUUCGGAGGUAUCUGCAGCAAAGUGUGUUGUUGUUGGAGCUUUUGCUGGAUGUAUGGGCGCAUUUACUGGAAGCCCCUUUUAUCUGGUAAAAACGCAUCUCCAGUCACAAGCAUCUGCAAGUGUUGCUGUUGGCCAUCAGCACCAUCACAGAGGAAUGAUAAAUGGGUUAAGCAACAUAUAUAAAGAGCAUGGCAUUAGGGGAUUGUGGCGUGGCAGCAUGGGGGCAAUGCCCAGGGCUGCCAUUGGUUCUGCCACCCAGUUAGUUUCAUUCAAUUUGGCAAAGGAGUAUCUUUCGCAGUAUCAGGUAUUUAAUAAAAAGCCCCUUCUUAACACAUUUGCAUCUAGUCUCAUUGGUGGCAUUGUUGUGGCAGUCUGCAUGACACCAUUUGAUGUUGUUAUGACAAGAUUAUAUAAUCAAGGUGUUAAUGCCGAAGGAAAAGGUCUACUAUAUAAUUCAGUUCCAGACUGUUUCAUCAAGAUUUGGAAGACUGAAGGGAUAUAUGGGUUUUACAAAGGCUUUGUACCCAGUUAUGCUCGUCUUGGCCCUCACACAGUAUUAUGCUUUGUUUUUUGGGAUGCCCUAAAGCAAUUGGAAGCAGAUCUUUCAAAGAAGUAUGCAGAAAAAGAGUUGAAAGUAGAUGUUGAUUUGGUAAAGUAGAUUUUGUGGUAGUCUACUGUAAUUUGUCAACAAAUAUGCAAGUGCUGGUUCCCAAGGUCUGGUAUUCAGAACUACUGAACAAAGCAAGGGGCUUGGCUUAUGGAACAUCACACACACAUUUACGCUGUGGCUUUUUGAAUUGCCUUGUUGGUUUAACAUUGUUAGAAUGACAAAGUGAAACUAUUACUGAAAGUUAUAACUUUGAUAAUAAUGGGAUUUGUAUAUGAAAAUAAAUGGCUUUCAAUAGAAA
Molecule: messenger RNA, 1441 nt
Organism: Schistocerca serialis cubense
Lineage: Eukaryota; Metazoa; Arthropoda; Insecta; Orthoptera; Acrididae
Product: solute carrier family 25 member 35-like
Exons: 4
Coding region: 241-1191 (316 amino acids)
Source: RefSeq, a predicted model, not a curated record